AUGACAACUGUUUGUAAUGCUGUUGCUAAUUGUAUUGCUAUGGUUGCUUCUCCUUUUGUAGGAGGUCUUAGUGAUUAUUAUUCAUUUCGUAAAGGUGCUGUAGUAAUUUGUGCAAUUACAUAUUAUACAUGUUUUUUGAUUGCUGGUAUCUUUUAUUAUCAUUUUUGGUUACUUUGUAUAUUGUUUUGUAUUGCAAGAACAUCUUUUGAGUUAGUACGUUUGUUCUAUGAUUGUCAAAUUCCAUAUAUUAUGGAUCAAAAAAAUAGAACAUUAGCACAAAGUGUUGGAGGUGCAGUUUCUUUCACUGGUGCAAUUCUUGCUAUUGGUGUUUCAUUUUGUUGUUCUCUUGUUUGGGGAAAUUACUCAAAUGUUAAUCAAUUACAAAUUACACAUGCAGAACCUGACUUUGGACCAUUAAGACAAUUGAUUCUAUUUAACUUUUUCCUUGGUGGAUAUGUCUUCUUACCAUAUGUUUUCAGUAUAGAAAAAAGUACUCCACCAGCUAAGCGUUCUGUUAUAGAAACAUUAAAAGUUAUUGGAUUAGAUUUGAUUGAUUCAUUUAAAAAUUAUUUUAAAAGUAGGGAUUGUAUAUUUAUGUUUAUUUCAUGGUGUUGUACAUUGUCUGCAUUAAGUGUUGUAAAUGGGUUAUUUGUUGUUUUAUUAACAACAAUGUGUGGAAUGAAGAAAACUGCAACAGACAUUGUAUUUUUAGCUUUAAAUGUAACUGCAUUACUUUGUGGUGUUCCAUGGGCAUUUUUCUUACAUAAAUUUGGACCAAAAAGAGCAUUACAAUUAAUGUUAAUCUUAUUAUUCUUUGGAAUGGGAUGUCUUGUUCUUACUGGAAUGAAACAUUUAGUGUCGUUUAUACUGCCUCUCGUCAAUUAG
Messenger RNA from Entamoeba histolytica HM-1:IMSS, 885 nucleotides. RefSeq lists its product as uncharacterized. The record is from RefSeq and is a predicted model, not a curated record. The coding region runs from base 1 to 885 and encodes 294 amino acids. Lineage: Eukaryota; Evosea; Mastigamoebida; Endamoebidae. Gene Ontology annotation, molecular function: transmembrane transporter activity. Gene Ontology annotation, biological process: transmembrane transport. The transcript has 2 exons.